AUGACCACUGAAACUAAAGAAGAGAAGCCGCUCCAUUUGGAGCAAGUCCAGCCUCAAGACGUUGAAUGUGUGGGAAAGAUAGAGCAGCCCAUCCAAGUCUCAGCGACUGAGGAAGCUCUUAUCCGGAAGAAGUUCGACCGCCGUGUUCUUCCGAUAGUCUGUAUCCUUUACGUAUUGUCCUACUUGGAUAGAGGAAACAUCGGCAAUGCUAAAACCGCCGGCAUCGACAAGGACCUCGGGCUAAGCGACUCGCAAUGGGCCUGGGUCUUGAAUGCCUUCUAUAUCUGCUAUGUGCUCUUCGAAUGGACCACUGUGUUCUGGAAGCUUUUCCCUGCCCACAUCUACAUCACCGCGCUAUGUAUCUGCUGGGGUGCAGCGGCUAUGUGUGCUGGUGCAGUCAAUAAUAUGGCGGAAUUGGUUGUUUGUCGAUGCCUCCUGGGAGUGUUCGAGGCCGCGUUUGGAGCCGGUGCGCCCUACUUCCUGUCAAUGUUUUAUCAACGACGGGAACUCGGGUUUCGUAUCUCAUUCCUACUGGGAAUGUCCCCGGUUGCCAACUGUUUUGCCAGCGCUCUCGCCUACGGGAUAACGCAUAUAAAGCAUUCGACGAUGGAAUCAUGGCGGUUUUUGUUCAUUAUCGAGGGCGCGCCCACUGUCCUAUUUGCGAUAGUUGUCUUCUUCUUCCUCCCCGACUCCCCCGGUACCGCGAAGUUCCUCUCCGAGACUGAACAGACCACUGCGACUGAGCGUCUUCAGACAAUCGACCGUACAGCUAAAAACAGACUUGACAUUGGUCAAGUUCUUGCCGGGUUGACCGACUACAAGAACUACGUACAUACCCUGAUCCAUUUCUGCUGCAACUACUCCUUUGCGGGCCUCUCGAAUUUUCUCCCCACAAUUAUCCAGCACAUGGGAUACACGUCGAUCAACGCCCAAGGGCUUGCGGCUCCCCCAUACUUCGUCUCAUUUCUAUUCUGCGUGGGCGCGGCCAUAUUCUCCGACCGUUAUGGAAAAAGAGGUCUUGUGAUCGUGUUCUUCUCUACCAUUGGAAUGGUCGGGUACUUGAUUCUUGCGGCCGUGCAGGACGAGAACAAGGUCGGGCCCCGGUAUCUUGGAGUCUGGCUGGCUACAUGCGGUGUCUUCCCUGCGCUCUGUAUCAACAUAACUUGGCUAUUGAACAACCAGGGGGGCGACUCUAAGAAGGGAGCUGGCAUGGCUCUGCUGGCAGUGUUCGGGCAGUGCUCGAGUUUCGUCAGUAGUACUGCGUUUCCUGACUCGGAAGGUCCUAUUUACAUCCGAGGCUGUGCCGUUGGAUGCGCGUUGACGGGGUGUAUUGCGCUUAUGGCAGGAGGGUUGUACUUGAAGUUGAACCACGAGAACAAAAAGCGAGAUAGGCUUUAUGGGCCAGUGACUCACGAUAUACGCGUCGAUGUGACGAAGGACGGUGAUGCAAAUCCUCAGUUCCGCUACUUGGUUUAG
Molecule: messenger RNA, 1476 nt
Organism: Aspergillus puulaauensis
Lineage: Eukaryota; Fungi; Ascomycota; Eurotiomycetes; Eurotiales; Aspergillaceae
Product: putative MFS transporter
Exons: 6
Coding region: 1-1476 (491 amino acids)
Biological process (GO): transmembrane transport
Cellular component (GO): membrane
Molecular function (GO): transmembrane transporter activity
Source: RefSeq, a predicted model, not a curated record